Molecule: messenger RNA, 1553 nt
Organism: Chaetomium strumarium
Lineage: Eukaryota; Fungi; Ascomycota; Sordariomycetes; Sordariales; Chaetomiaceae
Product: YIF1-domain-containing protein
Exons: 3
Coding region: 190-1167 (325 amino acids)
Biological process (GO): endoplasmic reticulum to Golgi vesicle-mediated transport
Cellular component (GO): COPII-coated ER to Golgi transport vesicle; endoplasmic reticulum membrane; endoplasmic reticulum-Golgi intermediate compartment
Source: RefSeq, a predicted model, not a curated record
UGAAAACACAUGUCCAGAGCUCAGCAUUUCAAGGCAAGGGCUGAACGCCAGUAAUACCCACCACAUCCUCUCAGUUGCCUCACAUCGGGCAGCGCGGUAUCUGUGCUUCACCACAUUCGCUUCCCGUCUGCCCAUUUCGUACCACAGUGGACGCCGAUCUAAAGACUCCCGAUCUGAAGACUCGCGACCAUGCAGCGCGCAAGCUACGGCCGCUCUCCUCCGUUGCACCACCCGGUGCCGCAACACGUCUCGACAGUUCCCCAGCUGAGAUCUCCCCCGCCUCCCGUACCUCCAUCACAAAGCGCAUACGAUGGCAGUCCCUACCCGCAACAAGCGCGCGCCCCGUCAUCGGGCGGAACUCACCUGUUCGGGCCAUACGGGAACUUCAUGAACGACCCUGCCGCGCAACUCGCAUCCCAGUUUGGCCAGACGGCGUUCCGGCAGGGGCAGGAAUACAUCGAGCAGAACGUAAACCGAUUCGUCAAUGUCUCGGCGCUCAAGCACUACUUCGUCGUGACCAAUUCCUACGUAAUAAACAAGCUGUUCCUGGUACUCUUCCCCUGGCGGCACAAACCAUGGACGCGACGACAAGCCACGGGGCCGUCGGGCCAGGAGGCCUGGUAUCUCCCGCCGCGCGACGACAUCAACAGCCCGGACAUGUACAUCCCGGUCAUGUCGCUGGUCACCUACAUCUUCCUGCAGGCGCUCAUCUCAGGGCUGAAGGGCCAGUUCCAGCCGGAGCUCUUUGGAUACAUUGCGACGAUGGCGCUGGUGGCCGUGAUUGUCGAACUACUCGGCCUGAAGCUGGGGUGCUAUCUGCUCAACAUCUCGAACGAGUCACAGUUGCUGGACCUGGUUGCGUACUCCGGGUAUAAGUUCGUGGGCGUCAUCGUGACGAUCAGCGUCGCCGAAGUCGUUAACGGCGGGAAGGGGACUGGUGGUUGGAUUGGGUGGACGGUGUUUAUCUACACUUUCUUGGCGAAUUCGCUUUUCCUGAUGCGGUCUCUCAAGUACGUUCUUUUGCCAGAAACCAACAGCGACAACCGCGGCCCGAUGCAGACGCACCCACUGGACUCGCGGACAAAGAGGAACCAACGGACACAAUUUCUCUUUUUCUAUUCAUAUGUUGUACAGCUCUUCUUCAUGUGGAUUCUCUGCCGGUCGUAGAGCGCUAUGCGAUGGUCUAUAGAUGGGAAGGCUAGGGUAGCGCCAUGGUGGUUAGAGGUUGAUGCCGGGAUGGGCGCUUCAGCCGAAGAAGUAUCGCUGGGGAAUGACACGUGGGAUGGACAGCAUGUAUGAAAGCUUCUGAGUGUAUGUAUGUACAUCAACGACUCCUGUGGCAGUCGCAGUACGCGGACGGAGGGCGAGCUCAACGAGGAGUCGCGAAGACAUUACGCAGUUCCAGGCGGGGUGGCCACCAAGCCCGGAGAUAUAUUGACGCCGCUGUACCUAGGUGUCUGUGCUCAACGGGCACGAGAUCCCUCCCUGUGGGUUUCAAUAUAGUCCGGAAUUUGCAAUAGCAAGGUGGGUUAUCUGUACACAGAAGCUACCUA